Molecule: messenger RNA, 5613 nt
Organism: Rattus rattus (black rat)
Lineage: Eukaryota; Metazoa; Chordata; Mammalia; Rodentia; Muridae
Gene: Bltp2
Product: KIAA0100 ortholog
Exons: 25
Coding region: 17-4957 (1646 amino acids)
Source: RefSeq, a predicted model, not a curated record
AUGUCUGGGUUUCUUGAUGCCAGGUGCUUCAGAGAUACGACUGGACACACUGACUGUCCUGGGUAGUGCUGAGACCUCCACUGUGGGGAUUCAAGGGCUUGUGCUUGCAUUAGUAAAAUCAGUCACAGAGAAGAUGCAGCCCUGUUGCAAGGCUCCUGAUAUCCCCACACCAGUGCUGGGCCUCUCAAUGCUCUCCCUCACCUAUCACAGCAGCAUCCGCUCUCUGGAGGUUCAGUGUGGUGCAGGGCUGACGUUACUCUGGAGCCCCCCAGAUCACAUGUAUCUGUACCAGCAUGUCUUGGCCACAUUCCAGUGCCGAGACCUUUUACGAGCUACUGUGUUUCCUGAGAUUAUUCAGUCCCAUGCACUAAAGACUCCACAAUCCACUUCUGAACCAGAAGACCAUCUCCCUGAGUCACCCCUACCUAGGCGGCUGCUAACCCUGACCCUGGAGGUGAGCACUGCCAAGCUGACAGCUUUCGUGGCAGAAGACAAGUUCAUUACCCUGGCUGCAGAGAGUGUGUCACUCAGCCGGCAUGGAGGCUCACUGCAGGCUUACUGCCCGGAGCUGGCUGCUGGCUUUGAUGGCAACAGCAUCUUCAACUUCAAGGAGGUAGAGGUGCAGCUUCUGCCUGAGCUAGAAGAGAUGAUCCUCCACAGGAACCCCUUCCCUGCACUGCAGACCCUCCGCAAUCGGGUUUGGCUUCUUUCCCUUGGAUCGGUCUCAGUGGAGUUUCCUUAUCAGUAUGACUUCUCUCGAACCUUGGAUGAGGCGGUGGGAGUUCAGAAAUGGCUAAAGGGGCUGCAUCGAGGGACUCACGCUUGGGCUUCUCCAAGCCCUGCCCCUCUACCACCUGAUUUACUUCUAAAGGUUCAGCAUUUUUCUUGGGUUUUCCUGGAUGACAUCUUUGAGGUGAAACUUCAUGAUAACUAUGAACUGAUGAAGGAUGAAAGUAAGGAGAGUGCCAAAAGGCUGCAGCUGCUGGAUGCCAAAGUGGCUGCCCUGCGCAAGCAGCAUGGGGAGCUGUUGCCAGCCCGAAAAAUUGAGGAGCUCUACGCCUCUUUGGAACGCAAGAACAUUGAAAUCUACAUCCAGCGCUCUCGUCGUCUCUAUGGCAACACGCCCAUGCGCCGUGCACUGCUCACUUGGAGCCUGACAGGGCUGGAGCUGGUGGCUCUGGCAGAUGCAUCCUUCCAUGGGCCUGAGCGUGUGAUAGAGCAGGUUCGAGAACUUGAUCCUGGCAGCCCUUUUCCUGCUGAAGGAAUGGACCUUGUCAUUCAGUGGUGCCGUAUGCUCAAGUGCAAUGUCAAAACUUUUCUGGUUCGGAUCAGAGACUAUCCACGCUACCUGUUUGAGAUCCGUGACUGGCGGCUAGUGGGUCGACUUGCAGGCACUGAGCAGAGUGGCCAGCCAUGCUCCCGUCGACGGCAAAUCCUGCGUUUGGGGCUUCCCUGGGGUAACGUGGCAGUAGAAAGGAACAUGCCCCCACUCAAGUUUUACCAUGACUUCCACUCGGAAAUCUUCCAGUACACAGUGGUGUGGGGCCCAUGCUGGGAUCCAGCCUGGACACUGAUUGGUCAGUGCGUGGACCUCUUGACCAAGCCUUCAGCUGACCCCAGCCCACCUUUGCCCUGGUGGGAUAAGAGCCGUCUUCUGUUCCAUGGGGACUGGCAUAUGGAUAUUGAACAAGCAAACCUGCAUCAGCUGGCCACAGAGGAUCCAUAUAAUACAACUGAAAACAUGCACUGGGAGUGGAGCCACCUUUCUUUUCAUUGGAAACCUGGUCAGUUUGUGUUCAAAGGGGACCUGGAUGUCAACGUGAGAACAGCUUCUAAGUAUGACGACUGCUGCUUCCUUCACCUGCCUGACCUCUGCAUGACACUGGACCUACAGUGGCUGUGCCAUGGGAACCCUCAUGAUCAUCACAGUGUCACUCUGAGGGCCCCAGAGUUCCUGCCUGAGGUACCCUUGGGCCAGCUCCAUGACUCCUACCGGGCCUUCCGCUCUGAGAACCUCAACCUCUCCAUCAAGAUGGAUUUGACUCGCCAUAGUGGGACAAUAUCCCAGCCCCGGAUUCUGUUGUACAGUAGUACUCUGCGCUGGAUGCAAAAUUUCUGGGCAACUUGGACUAGCAUCACGAGGCCUAUCUGUAGAGGAAAACUCUUCAAUAACCUGAAGCCCAGCAAGAAGAAACUUGGCCAGCACUACAAACAGCUCUCCUAUACUGCGCUGUUUCCUCAGCUACAGGUACAUUACUGGGCUUCCUUUGCCCAGCAACGGGGCAUCCAGAUAGAGUGCAGUCAGGGCCACGUCUUCACUCGGGGAACUCAGCGGCUUAUACCUCAAGCUGGCACAGUGAUGCGGCGCCUUAUUUCUGAAUGGAGUGUGACCCAGAUGGUGAGUGACUUAAGUCAGGUGACCGUUCAUCUGAUGGCUUCACCCACUGAGGAGAACGCUGACCACUGCCUUGAUCCCUUGAUCACAAAGACCCACCUACUGAGCCUGUCUUCCCUUACUUACCAACGGCACAGCAAUCGCACCACUGAAGAGGAGCUGUCUGCUCGGGAUGGUGAUGCUGCCUUCCACACCCAUCAGCUGUACUUGGUAGACUUACGGAUUUCCUGGACCACCACCAACAGGGACAUCGCCUUUGGCUUGUAUGAUGGCUACAAAAAAGCAGCUGUGCUCAAGCGCAAUCUCUCCACUGAGGCCCUGAAGGGUUUGAAGAUUGAUCCUCAGAUGUCAGCCAAAAAGCCAAAGCGGGGUAUCCCACCUAGCGCCCAAGCCCAGCCUCGUGCCAGCGCUCCCAGCUUCAGGGGACAGCCUGAUAAGGGAUCAUCAGGAGGUGCUUACAUGUUGCAGAAGCUGAUUGAAGAGACAGAUAGAUUUGUAGUAUUCACAGAAGAGGAGUCUGGUAUGAGUGACCAAUUGUGUGGAAUCGCUGCCUGCCAGACAGAUGACAUAUACAACCGAAACUGCCUUAUUGAACUGGUCAACUGCCAGAUGGUUCUUCGUGGAGCGGAGACAGAAGGCUGUGUCAUUGUGUCAGCUGCCAAAGCUCAGUUGCUGCAGUGCCAACACCAUCCAGCUUGGUAUGGUGACACGCUGAAACAAAAGACUUCCUGGACUUGCCUGUUAGAUGGCAUGCAGUAUUUUGCUACCACCGAAAGCAGUCCUACUGAACAGGAUGGCCGACAGCUCUGGUUAGAGGUGAAGAAUAUUGAAGAGCACCGGGAACGUAGUCUGGACUCUGUUCAGGAGCUGAUGGAAAGUGGGCAGGCAGUGGGAGGCAUGGUUACCACAACCACAGAUUGGAACCAGCCAGCUGAAGCCCAGCAAGCCCAGCAAGUGCAGCGGAUCAUUUCACGUUGUAAUUGCCGGAUGUACUAUAUCAGCUACAGCCACGACAUUGACCCUGAGCUAGCAACUCAGAUUAAGCCACCUGAAGUUCAUGAGAACCAGGAAAAGGAGGAUCUCUUAAAGAAGCAGGAAGGGGCUGUGGAUACUUUUACUCUUAUCCACCAUGAAUUGGAAAUUUCUACCAACCCAGCUCAGUAUGCUAUGAUUCUGGACAUUGUCAACAACCUGCUUCUCCAUGUAGAACCCAAGCGGAAGGAGCAUAGUGAAAAGAAACAGCGCGUCAGAUUCCAGCUCGAGAUCUCCAGCAAUCCUGAGGAGCAGCGCAGCAGCAUAUUACACCUGCAGGAGGCUGUGCGGCAGCAUGUGGCCCAGAUACGGCACCUAGAGAAGCAGAUGUACUCGAUCAUGAAGUCUUUACAGGAUGACAACAAGAAUGAGAACUUGCUGGACGUGAACCAAAAACUUCAGUUACAGCUAAACCAAGAAAAGGCCAACCUGCAGCUGGAAAGUGAAGAACUGAACAUCCUUAUCAGAUGUUUUAAGGAUUUCCAACUGCAGCGAGCCAAUAAAAUGGAGCUUCGAAAACAACAGGAAGAUGUGAGUGUGGUCCGUCGCACUGAGUUUUACUUUGCUCAGGCACGUUGGCGUCUGACAGAAGAAGAUGGACAGCUGGGAAUUGCUGAGCUGGAGCUUCAGAGGUUCCUUUACAGCAAGGUGAAUAAGUCUGAUGACACAGCAGAACAUCUCCUGGAGUUGGGCUGGUUCACUAUGAACAACCUUCUCCCCAAUGCUAUUUAUAAGGUGGUUCUACGGCCCCAGAGUUCCUGCCAGUCUGGGAGACAGCUAGCCCUCCGCCUCUUCAGCAAAGUACGGCCGCCUGUUGGUGGCAUCUCUGUUAAGGAACACUUUGAGGUAAAUGUGGUGCCUCUCACCAUCCAGCUGUCCCACCGGUUCUUCCAUAGAAUGAUGGGCUUUUUCUUUCCUGGUCGAAAUGUGGAAGAUGAUGAAGUUGGUGAUGAAGAAGAUAAGUCCAAACUGGUGACGACUGGAAUACCAGUAGUAAAGCCUCGGCAGCUGAUAGCAACAGAUGACGCGGUACCACUAGGCUCUGGAAAGGGUGUGGCACAGGGCUUGAGUAGGAGUUCUGGAGUCAGAAGAUCAUUUCGCAAAUUACCUGAGCACCCAGUUGAUGACAUUGACAAGAUGAAAGAGCGAGCUGCCAUGAACAACUCCUUCAUAUAUAUAAAAAUCCCGCAAGUCCCACUGUGCGUCAGUUACAAGGGUGAGAAGAACAGCGUGGACUGGGGCGACCUUAACUUGGUGCUACCCUGUCUGGAGUACCACAACAACACGUGGACAUGGCUGGACUUUGCCAUGGCUGUCAAAAGGGAUAGCCGAAAAGCUCUAGUUGCCCAGGUAAUCAAAGAAAAACUAAGGCUGAAACCUGCAACAGGGUCUGAGGUCCGGGGAAAGCUAGAAACAAAGUGUGACCUGAACAUGCAACAGCAGGAAGAAGAGAAAGCCCGGCUCCUCAUCGGUUUAAGUGUGGGUGACAAGAACCCUGGCAAGAAGUCCAUCUUUGGCAGGCGCAAGUGAUGUGGAGACCCAAGUGGCUGCAGUAUAGAAUGGACUCUGUCAGGAUCCAGGGACUUGAGGGUGGGCAGAGCUUCCCUUCAUCCCGCAGGAUUUGUGGGGCAUGUGGGAAUUGAGAGAGACACUGUUCAAUAGCUGGCCUGUCCCUGCAGGGCAUGGUGGACAAAAGUGCUGAGUUCCCUCUCAUAGUAUUAGGCCCAAGGCCCAGGGUCAGAGGGGCAAGAAAACCAGAAGACCCAGAGAUCGUGUCCAAGCCUAGUAUCCUGCUCCUUUGGGGCAACAGAAAGGGUGGGGGGAUAGUUUUGAUCAAGUAUGAUAAAUUUUUAUAAAGACAUAUAUAUAUAUAAAACAUAUAUAUAUAUUUCUAAAUGUAAUUGCUCUCCCUUUGUGCCAGUAAGCUAAGGGGAGGAGUCUGACCCUCUGUGCCUCACUCCACUGCCUUGUUGUAUAAGAGGUGUUAGGUUUGGGGGGAUAAGCUUCCCAAUCUGUGUGCUCACUUGGGAGGAUGGCAUUAGGAGCCAGGGCUGGCCAUGGGUACCUUACUUUCCUCCCUGGGGUAUGCCCAGGAGAAUGGAGAAAAAAAAAGAUUUAAAGAAAAAAUAUUUUAAAUUUGAUGCUGGCCUUUUUUAAUUGUAUUGAGUAAAAGUGUUCAAGUUGUC